This is a messenger RNA of Thamnophis sirtalis, 2474 nucleotides long. The record is from RefSeq and is a predicted model, not a curated record. NCBI's taxonomy places the organism in Eukaryota, Metazoa, Chordata, Lepidosauria, Squamata, Natricidae.
AUGGUGGCCUCAGGCAUGUACAAGGAGGAUGGCAAAGUGAAUGGUGUAACAGACUCGACAAGGAUUUUGGGAUAUACCUUUCUCCACCCAAGCGUUGUUCCACGCCCCCACGUGCAGUCCAUUACUUUGACCCCUCAGGAUGAAUUCUUCAUUCUGGGCAGCAAAGGCCUGUGGGACAGCCUCUCCGUCGACGAAGCUGUGGAGGCUGUCAGGAACGUGCCCGACGCCCUUGGAGCUGCCAAAAAACUUUGCACGCUGGCUCAGAGCUACGGCUGCAAUGAUAGCCUCAGUGCCGUGGUGGUUCAGCUCAACGUAACUGAGGAUAGCUUCUGCUGCUGCGAGUUAAAUGGGGUCCCUCCUCCCAGCCCCGGCAGCUUCCCCCAGUCUGUCAACGUAGUCAUCAAAGAUAAGCCUUCUGAUGCUUUGGGAAUGCCUUCGUCGAGCAGCGGCAUGGCCUCUGAGAUCAGCAGCGAGAUCUCCACCUCCGAAAUGAGCAGCGAGGUUGGAUCCACGGCCUCCGACGAGCCCCCUCAGGUAACCAUGAACGAAAACAGCCCCGCGUACCCUAAUGAACAGCGCUGUAUGCUCCAUCCAGUUUGCCUCUCCAACUCCUUCCAAAGGCAGCUGUCCAGCGCGACGUUUUCCAGCGCCUUUUCGGACAAUGGCCUUGACAGCGACGACGAGGAGCCAAUCGAAGGGGUCUUUUCUAACGGGAGCAGAGUCGAAGUGGAAGUGGACAUCCACUGUGGCCGGGCAAAGGAGAACCAGAUGGUACUCCAGGCCCCGGUGGAAGUCACCGAUGAGGGCAUUGUCAUCAGUGCGAAUGAAGAAGACGCGUGCCCCCUUCGGAAGGCCGAUGCUUCGGCCACCGGCACGAUUGGGCGCCGCCGAGGCAAUGGCUCAGUGGCUCCUCCGGAGAGGAGCCACAACCUAAUCGAAGUAGCAGCCGACGCGCCACUCAGGAAGACCGGGGGCUAUUUUGCCGCUCCAGCUCAGCCAGAUCCGGACGAUCAGUUCAUCAUCCCGCCAGAGCUUGAGGAGGAGGUGAAGGAGAUAAUGAAGCAACAUCAUGAGCAGCAACAGCAACAACAACAACAGCAACAACAACAGCAACAACAACAGCAGCAGCAACAACAACAACAGCGUCAAUAUCAACUGGACCAACUGCCCGAUUAUUACGACACACCGCUAUGACGGAACUUUGGGAAACAAGCUAACAAGACAUUAAGAAUUGGAAGCUCCUUAGGUUUGUAUUACACUAAUGAGGUGAGGAAGGAAGAAAGCUUUUGUUCCACUUUCUCUUCCAGAUCCUUCCCUUUAACGGAGAAGUGCAGCUGCUUCUUGAUUGUUAGCUCUAAUGAUCACCAACUUCCCCCCCCCCUUUUUUUUUCUAGUGAUGCUUCACUGGUUAGAAAUUAAUCUAGUUUAACUCCUUCCCUUCCUUAACAUAUCAGAUGUGUACAAAACAAGUGGAGAAAAAUUAAAAUACAAAAGGUUUAAUAUAUUACAAAGAAGCUGAUGAUGACGUUUGUGUAAUAUUUUUUAAAAUUGUUCUCCUUUUUUCUCCCCCCUUCCCCCCCCCUCUGUCUGUCUGUUUGGAAAACGGGGCAGUAUCGCCAGUGCUAAAUGAUUAAGUAAUAUUGUAAUACUGUUAUUUCUUUGAGAGAAAAAAAAAGGCUUUUUUUGGUCUUGAAAAUGGAUAGACAUUUGUAGAAUUAUGGAGACUAACUCCUAGGAGUUGCUUUUACUCUUUCAGGUGGCUGUAAGUCACUGAGACUCACUAAUUUUCUCUGAGAGAACAGCUGAUUGGGAAAUUCCUGUAAAUAACUCAGUGUUAUAUAGUGAUGCUUCACAUGUUUUUGUAGACCUGGCAAGGAGGGCACAACCUAAUAAACUGACAUUUUGCCCCCCUCCCCAACACACACACACACACACACCUGUUUCCAUGUACACCCGGGAGCUUUCGCAUGUACGUCAAAGCUACCAUCGAUGCCACCAAAUUGGGAGGGCAGGAAAAUCCUAUCAACGCGGAGUCCUCUCAGCGGGUGAAGGUGAUGAAAUGUGUGAGGCCCCGAUGACCUGUUGGGUCUGUACCACCAUCUUGAUUUGGCGGGGCCCAAGUCACCAAGGGGGACGGGACGGGACACGACUAUGUUCUCAAGUGAAGUUGCCCACAAAUGAUGACAUUUUUUUGGAUUCCAAUCCAUACAAAAUUAGCAGGAGCAGCUGUAACAAGCUGGGCAGACUUCGGUGGGCCACAGGUCCUCCUUAUGUUAAUUUUUUUUUUUCCCCCAGUCUUCACCAUUAACUUUUUUGGCACAUUUUUGUGUGUUCCUCCCGGCUGUCACAACCAGCAUGAUUGUAUAGAGUUCAUUUACUGUAGAUCAUUUACAUACCAAGAGUUAUAUUAAAGAAGAAUGCACAAAUGAACAUGUCAUAAUUUUUGUUAUAAUAAAUAUAAAAAUUUACAAAUA